Messenger RNA from Oldenlandia corymbosa var. corymbosa, 453 nucleotides. NCBI's taxonomy places the organism in Eukaryota, Viridiplantae, Streptophyta, Magnoliopsida, Gentianales, Rubiaceae. The record is from the annotation of a GenBank genome assembly.
AUGUUGGAAGAGCCAGCAAAGAGAGAAAAAAUUGGGAGCAAGUCGUCUUCAAUUGAUGUGGAAGAUAAAAGCAUGCCGACUCCUCCAAUUUCUUCAGUAGACAGGAAGAUCUCCAAGCAGCAAUUAAGUGCCAUAAUUGAACACAAUGGCUCGGAGGAAUAUUGCUGGGAAAUGGAUGACGCAGGAAAAAUUUCAAACCCUCAGGAAACAGAGUGCAAACAGCUUGUUGUUUUCGUUCCUCAGGACCCAAAUGAUGUAAAUAAUGUUGAUGAAGACACCUCAUCUGAAACAGAAGAGAUCCAAAUUGAAGCAUUGACAGGCCGAGAAAAGGAACAAAUGGAUUUUUCUGAAUACGUGCAAGAUGACACUGUAGUUAGCAAUCAGUCUGAAAAUUUUGAUUUACAGAUAAUGCGAGUGGUGGUAUCUGAUGAUGAAAGCCUCAACCAAAGAUAA